This is a messenger RNA of Triticum aestivum (bread wheat), 2035 nucleotides long. RefSeq lists its product as uncharacterized. The record is from RefSeq and is a predicted model, not a curated record. The coding region runs from base 962 to 1858 and encodes 298 amino acids. Lineage: Eukaryota; Viridiplantae; Streptophyta; Magnoliopsida; Poales; Poaceae. The transcript has a single exon.
GAUACUCCCUCCGUUCCUAAAUAUUUGUGUUUCUAGAGAUUUUAACAAGUCUACCCUAAAUUAUGGAGCAAAAUGAGUGAAUCUACCCUAAACUAUGUCUGUAUACAUCCAUAUGUGGUAGUUCAUUUAGAAUCUCUAAAAAGACAAAUAUUUAGGAACGAAGGGAGGGAGUACUAUGUUAGAUUAAUUACUGAUACACACAGUGAACUCGUGAAUGUGCACCCUCUGUUGAUUGAAAGGAGUGUACUAGUAUCAAUUAAUCACCAGGCAUCUUUGUUGCUUCUUCUUAUGCAUUUCAUCAAACACUUGACAAACGCAACAAUUGACAAGGUUGGCGGCUCCAUCCAUGGAGCAGCGGCCUAGGAUAGGAAGAGCAGCAAUCAGCGCAGGAGGAAAGCAAGAACCCCGGCCAGCAUCUCGUCGCUGCUGCGACUCCUCACCGUGGUUCUUACAGCUGCGACUCAUGCGGCCACAUCGGUCGCGAUGUCGAGGUAAGAAUGGCACGCGGCGGCGGGAUGCAGGCACAGGCGCGCCACCGCGGGAGACGCCUUGGAGAUGUUCGAGGCGUGGGGCACAGGCCACCGACGAAGAGGAGGACAGAUCGGGCACGGUGCGUCGCCGGUGGUUCCGGCGGUUGGACCACGGGCAGCGGCGGCGGCGGUCACGAGUCGAACUCGGAUUGCGUGGUUUCUACACGGCGGGGCGUCGGGGGUCGAUCUAUAUCAGCCGGGCUGCGGGGAUAGAUCGCACUUUUCCUCGAUAGAUCACGCGCGACGUUCUCCUGGCGACCUAACAACCCGGCGAGCUUCUCUCGCCGACGGCGAGCAAAGAAUCCGGCGAGUUUCCUCUUUCUUCUCCGAUCAACAUUUGAAUUUUAGCAUCGCAAUUGUUCUAUUUACUUGUUUCGCUUGUGCAAUCACUUGGUCUCUCUGUUCUUUGUUGUGUCCUGUGUUUUGCAGAGAUGGCUAGCCAUGUCGCCGCGACUCUGCCGCCGCUGCUGCCUACCCCGGCGCGCUACCACCUCCUGACGCCUCCUCCGGCGGUGUACACGGCUCGUGUGGAGCUGGACAGCAAGAAGCAGCAGCCUGGACGUGCCUCGAUGAGCCGAAGCUGGAUCAAGGACAAGGCCGACCUUCCUGGACGUGGUUCCCGGAGCUCCAGCUGGGUCACUGACAAGACGCUCCGCCGUACCGAGACUCUGAACGGCGGCGUCGAGCGCCUCGGCCGCGGGGAGAUGCCGAGGGAGAACUGGAAGAGGCUGGCGAGCCGUGCGCCAUCCGUCGACCGCUGCGAGAAGAAGCCGAGGCCUCCCACUGAGAUGGUGGCAGCCUCGGAGGCAUCACUCCUCGCCGGCCCCGCCCCGUCUGUCGGCCGGUUCGAGAACAAGGCGACGGCUAUGACUGAGAUGGUGGCAGACUCGGUGGUGGCAUCCUUCGCUGGCCCUGCUCCGUCGAUCGACCUGUCGGAGAAGAAGGCAGAGCCUACGACUGAGAUGGUGGCAGACUCGGGGGCGGCGACACUCUUCGCUGGCCCUGCGGCGACGGUUGACCGGUCGGAAAAGAAGCCAAUGUCGCCGACCAUGGUGGAGACAUCACCCUUCGCUGGCCUCGCUCCGUUGAUCGACCGGCCCGAGAAGAAGCCGAAGCCUCUGGCCAUGAUGGAGGUGGACUCGGAGGCAUCCUUCUUCGCUGGCCCGACAUUCAUGGUGUCGCCAGACCCGAGCGAGCUGCCCAUGCCGACCUUCAUCAUGUCGCCGGACCCGAGCGAGCUGCCCAUGCCAACCUUCCUCUGCAAGCACAAGGUGGCUAAAGUGUUAGCUAGAUUAGUCGCUCUGAUGCUCAUUGAUCAGCAAGAUUGAAGCUGCUUUCAGUAUGUAGCUAGGUGGAGUAUGCUGAUCAGUAAGAUCAAAGCUGUUUUCAGUAGUAUAUGUAGCUAGGUGGACUAUGCUGGCAUGCAUGUAUGUAUGCCAAUCUAGCUAGGUGCAGAUGAUUAAUACAAUUGCCACCAUUUAUUCUCGAGCUUGGCACUGAUCUUA